CUACGCGUGCCAAGCUGGAGUCUCUCCUGCCGAAUACGCAACUGCUUCGACACACCGGGCUGAAGGGCACAAUGAGGAAGCGGAGGGACACAAGCAGGCGCUGGGCUCUGAAAACCAGCCGCAAAACGAGGCUGCAACACCCCGAGGCAGCAACAACCGAUCCCUCCAGUGGUUCUGCCCUUUCUCCAGCUGAGCCGAGCAUCUUGGUAGACGUCUCGGUAAAUGCGAGGAGGCCCUGGCUUCCACGACUGGGCGUUAACCUGCUGCUGAAGCUCGUGGGCAGAAUUUGCCACGGCUGGAGGUUCAGCAUUGUACAGGUGUGUGCUGGCGUGCUGAUCAAGCUGCUUUCCUGGCGGGACCACACGCGGCAGUUGGAGACGCUCCGCGGGCAGGUGGAGGAGCUGCAGAAAGAGAUGAUUUUCCUGCGUGGCGCCGUACAGCCAAUCAGUGGGGCUGAUCCAGCCUGCUGCUGUUCCAGGGCGGGGUCCGCUGUGGAUUCUGUUCCCGCCCCCAUUCCGCUUGCCCCGCCCCCUCCUCCACCACCUCCACCCCCUCUACUACCCCCACCUGAUGCGGUCCCUCAGAGACCUGUCAUCAUUGUCACAAAGAAAGCGUCAUCUGCAUCCUCCCCGAAGGCGAAUGUGCGUCUGUCCGCAGUGACUUUGAAGGACCUUCAGAGCAUAAAGCUCCGGAAAGUGGCCAACGCUGUCGUUGCAGCCAACAGAUUGUCCUCGGAGACAAGCCGGGCCCCUCUGAUCACUGUGGCUGACCUGCAAAAAGUGCACCUCCGCCGCCCCCACUGCAACUUCGCGCUCAAGCCGCACCUGGGCGUGAGCAGAUCACCUAAUAAAAGUCCGGUGAAUUUGCUCAAGCAGCUGAAAAAAGUUCAGAUCAACAGGAGCCCUGGAGGAACACCAAUGACCGACAAAGAGAACCAGGAGUGUGGCACCGGUCUGACCCCUGUCAUGACCCAGGCUCUGCGACGCAAGUUUCAGAUUGCAAUACCCAGAAGCCCUUCUCCAAAACUCAAGAAGACCUUUGAUGAACAAAACUGAAAUCUGAUAUUUCAUAUUGUCACUCCGGUUUUUUUGUAACAAGUUUUAAAAUUCAUCAGAGUGUUUAUAAAAACAAGCUUGCUGCUCACUGCAAUAGCUUCUUUACAAUGGCUUUAGCAACAGACAGAAUUUCCAUGACAUUUGCAACUCUGUUCUUUCAUCCUUCUACUGUAAUUGGCUAUAAUUUGUUCUGUUCUAUUAGUAAUAUUCUCAUUAUUGCUUCCUGUGUAAUAUGACCAUGUGACCUGCCGCAAAGCCACCAGUGAAGAGCAUGUCAUGUCAGACUCUUACUGUUACUUCAGCUCUGUGUGGAAAUCGACUCCGCUUACACUCCCUAAACAGCUAAGCGUAAGAUUCUGAUGGACGCUGAUGUCUCACCGUAUUCGUCUUUCAACAGAAGGCACAGGGAUGAUCGGCCGGAUAAGAGCAGAGCUAGUUGCAGGAUGCUAGCUAAAGUUUGGCGAUACUGAAACCCUUCAGAAGUGAGGUCAAUGAAAUCCUGUGCACAUGGUUUUUUUCCCCCUUUAUUUUAAUGGCAAUUUAAAAUUGCAGGUUUCUCGUGCACUAGCCUUUGACAGCUGCUUUGCACACAUCAUAAAUGGCAGUCACACUUGGCAGUGAUUACGCUGACUACCUUUUCAAGAAUGCAUGUUAGCCUUUUAAUGAAAAUGUAUGAAAAUACUUGAAUUUGCAUCACUUGUGCACAUUUAACCAAAGUUUUGCCAAUUUGUAAGAAAUGUUUACAUGUUUAAUGUGCUUAUUUUACAUGUUUUUUAAAAUGUGCAAUUAUUUUGUAAAAUUUAUAUUUUUAAUAUUUGUGUACUCAUUUCAUUAGAAAGUAAAGGUGUACAUUAUUUCUGAAAACUCUUUGUAUUAUGGUUUGAACUAGUAUUCCUCCCAUCAAAAUGUUGGCAAACAACCGAUUUGUACUAAUUUCCCUUGUAAUAAAACUAUAAAGUGACUCAAUUAUUUAAAAA
Messenger RNA from Paramormyrops kingsleyae, 2032 nucleotides. It is a transcript of the gene prr11, whose product is annotated as proline rich 11. Gene Ontology annotation, cellular component: nucleus; cytoplasm. The record is from RefSeq and is a predicted model, not a curated record. NCBI's taxonomy places the organism in Eukaryota, Metazoa, Chordata, Actinopteri, Osteoglossiformes, Mormyridae.